Molecule: messenger RNA, 1707 nt
Organism: Penicillium nucicola
Lineage: Eukaryota; Fungi; Ascomycota; Eurotiomycetes; Eurotiales; Aspergillaceae
Product: acyl-CoA oxidase
Exons: 7
Coding region: 1-1707 (568 amino acids)
Biological process (GO): fatty acid beta-oxidation using acyl-CoA oxidase; lipid homeostasis
Cellular component (GO): peroxisome
Molecular function (GO): acyl-CoA oxidase activity; FAD binding; fatty acid binding
Source: RefSeq, a predicted model, not a curated record
AUGCCAGCCCCAUCCGAAUCCUCUUCGCGUGAUCUUCUCUCCUUGAAGAUAUUUGACCAUCACUAUGAAGAUUCCACACGCGUGGAGGAGCUGCAACGCUCUUAUUUCCGAGCUAAGCAUAUUGCCAGAUUACAUGAUCUGAACUUGGAAGAUGUGCAUCAUCUCACUACCAAAUUUUGGGAUGUUCACAGAGACAAUAUCAUUGUCAGAGAUACGACCGCCCAGAUUCUGGUCACGAUCCAGUUCAACCUGGUGGCGGGGACACUCGCUCCCUUUGUUCUGGAGAGACCUGACCUCAAGCCCUUUAUGAAACAGGUUUUGAACUUUGAUGUAUCAGCUUCUUUCAUGCUCAACGAGGUCGGCCAUGGCUGUGAUGCAAGGAACCUGGAAACCACCGCCACUUGGAGGGCGGAUGGUAGUUUUACCCUUCAUACACCUAAUGCUGGGGCUAUGAAGUUUAUGCCGCCAUCUAUGCCAAUUCCCGGAGUUCGUCGCGUUGGACUUGUUUUUGCGCGUCUCUUGGUGAAAGACGAAGAUCGUGGAGUUCGAGGGUUUUUAGUUCCUAUUACGGAUGGACAGGAGAUGUGUAAGGGUGUACAGUCAUGGCUUCUUCCGUCAAUCACUGGUGGCAAGAUGCUAGACCACAGUCUAACAUCGUUCGACCAGGUUCGACUCCCUCCGUCAGCAAUGCUUGGAAAACUUGAAAUGCCUGCCAAUUUGCGAAACCAAUUUCUGUCUUCUAUCAGUCGUCUUGGAACAGGUGCAUUGGCGCUGAGUCUCUGGAUCAUUCCGUUCCUCAAGUGUUCUGUUUACACAGUGGGAACGUAUAGUCAGAACCGAACGGUGCAACAGGGUGCGCGUGGUAAACGAGCUCCUAUCAUCUCAUUCCGAACUCAACAGAUUCCAAUUCUUCAUACUCUGGCACGCAUUGCGGUCAUGGAGGCAUUCGCCGAUUGGAUGACCGAUCUAUAUUCGAACCGCCAGUAUGCAUACCACCCGGAUGCUAGACAUGGACUAGCGGUGAUUGUGAAAUGCCUCUUUAUACAGAAUGGUCAGAGUAGCCUGAAAGAUCUGAUUGAGCGGAGUGGUGCCCAGGGAGUUUAUCCUCAUAACCAAAUGACAGCAUUUGAGUCUCUGACUCGAGCCACCGGUAUCGCUGAAGGGGAGGUGCUCGUUCUUUCAAUUCGUCUGGCCACUGAAAUACUUAUUGGCCGGUAUGAUGUGCCUCCAGCCAAAAGGCCAAACUCUCUGCUAGCGCAGCACGAAGCUGGAGUGAUGGCCGAGCUCAAGGCACACAUGACAGGGAUUCAGGACCACAGGGGAGAAGAGUACAGCAAAAAGAUACUACCUCAAUGCAGACCUCUUGUCCUAGCCAUUGCACAGCGCAUGGCGUAUGAGGCUGCAGUUGAUGCAUGUGUCGAUCCGGCCUUGCUAGAACUUUUCGAAGCCGAUGCGAUAAGUGUAGACUCUGCUUGGUAUACUGAGACUCUCGGGUUGAGUCGGGCAACUCAGUUUGAGAUGGACUCCAAGGCCCUGGAUGCCGUUUACCCUCGCUUGCAGACUCUUCUAGAUGAUCUUGAUGUGGAGCCAUAUUGUACUGCGGCGAUGCUGUCCCCGGACAGAUGGAGUGGCAUUAUCAAUGCCUCUCAGACGUUCACGGGAAACGCACAGUUUGAGUUCUCGGGGAGACCUUCCUCCAAGCUCUAG